GGCCAUUGUGGCAGUUCGUCGUUUGGAUUGGUUUCUCUGGCCUUCCGUAACUGAGUGCGGAAAGGCUGAAAGUAGAACAAUUCUGGAUUACGGAUAUUGUCGAAAUAGUAAAUCAUUUUGAUUCUUUUUUUUGCUUAGGAAAAUAAGGAAAUGGGAUGGCAGGCAAUUUUAAGCCUCGCGUUUCCUUAAUUAGAAAGCACUUCAAAUGUGUAAUUUAAGCAAGUUAGACUGCGAUAGGAAGACCUGAAUGUCUGUUGACUGACGAGCUAGCUAACUAGCCUUGAUAGCUACUGGCUAGCGAGCUAACUGUCUAACCAGGUGGCACACUCUGUAGCUAGCUGGCCGUAGCUACAUAACAAAAGCUUGUAGGUUAGCUAGCUAGAUAGCUAAUCGUCUGGUAACACUUGCUGCAAGUUGGAAGUCAGCAUUCACUCGUUGCACACGUUAUCUUUGACCUCGGUGUAUUUUUGCAGCAACCUGAUUCCAAACGUUCUCUAUUGCAGUCGCAAUCGUUAUGGGCAAUGUUAAACAGCUAAUUUAGGCAGCUAGCUAGUACGCUAAUGUUAAAAAUAACAAAGUCUUAACCUAUAGUAUCGCAUUAGUUUAAAGGAUUAUUCAUUAUUGAGAAAAUUGUUAGCAUACAAAGAGUUUAACCAUAGCCAUAGGGUCAUAAAAGAAUGACAACUUUGUCAGAUACUGAAGUAACUGAAAAGAAAUUGAAGUUGGAAGCUGACUGUCACAAACCCUUCAAAGAUUGCUACAAGAAUUUCACUGCCAAAGGUGUCCAGGAAACUGAUGGCACGGCGUUACUGGGCUGUUGUCAUCGAGGUAAUUUGUCUAUCAAUGUGCUGACAGCAAAUAUGGAUAAAACUGGAAAAGAAGUAAACAGCAAUGUCACUGGCGAUUUGAGUGUAGAUGACAUAAGAAAUGAUUUUAAGUCAUUUGAGUGCAAUAGAAAGGAUGAUUGUAAAUCAGAUCUAAAAGAAAAUGACAAGUGUUUUGAUGCUUCAAGAAAACACGGAGAGUCAGGUGAGCAGUUGGAGAAAAAUCAAGGGAGCGUUACACUGCCAAACUCCAAUGUGGACUUAAAAGUGAUCAGUGGCCUGAGUCACAUAAAUACCAUUGACAGUGAUAACACUGUCAUCCAGACAAAGCCCGCCAAUGGAGAAAAAGCUCUUGCAUCAAACUCACUGGAUGCCAAGGGUAGUGAGAUUAAAACCACACCUGUGGAGAAGACAAAGAUGAACCUCAGUUUAUCUCCAAAUGUAAGUUCUAGUGCUGAUGUGGAGAUGCUUAGUCCAGAGACUCCAACUUGCAAAAACUCUCUAUACAGCAGCUCAGAGGAAGGGGCCACUUCUUGUGCUAUACCCCAGGCACCUUGUGUUCGACCCGGUUCUUCUGCAGAUUCCAGUUUCUCCAUUAAUCUAGCAGCUGGAGCUGAGAAAACCGUUGUCAUGAGUGAAGAGUCUGAAGUGAUAGCCAUGGAAACUGACGAUUUCCAAAUGCCUGACUCAAGUAGCAUCAGUUCUUUGUUGCCAAAAAUCACAGCCAAGGAAGAUCCUGGUGUCAAGCAGUCAAAACAGUCACAGGCAAGUGAUGAGAAGUGGUUGGGAACUCCUAUAGAAACACUGAGGAGGAUGCCACAGUGUGGUCAACCCCUACCCCACCUCAGGACAACAGAUAAUCACAAAGUGCUUAUCACGACAGACCUGCUCAAAGAAGAUGAAGUCCCUUUUCCUUACCCUAACAAAUUCCGAGAUUCCUGGGAUGACAUGAAUGUCAAGAUGCCCUGCUCAGAAAAAAACCUGUUUCCUGUGGAGAAUGAGGAUGGAAGUAGGGUGAAGAGUCGAUGGGAGCUAAUCCGAUCUGCCUUGAAAAGUGGAUGCAAGAGUUCACUUGACAUUCGGGAUGCAAUACUGAGCUACAACAUAGCACAUGCCAAGAGAUGGGACUUCACAGCUUUAAAUGUUCUCUGCACAGAAGGGCUGGAGCACUCUGAGGUACAGUAUCUGUUUGAUUCCAUCCUGCCAGAGAUGGUGAAGUUGGCCCUGAAUGCCCCCACGAUUUGUACCCAGCCAAUCCCCUUGCUUAAGAUGAGCAUGAAUCAGUCCCUGACCAUGUCACAGAAGCAGAUUGCCUGCCUGCUGGCCAACGCCUUCUUCUGUACAUUUCCAAGACGCAACUCACGCAAGUCUGAGUACUCCAACUACCCUGAGAUUAAUUUCUUCAGGUUGUUUGAGGGUUCCUCUCCACGGAAGAUAGAGAAACUCAAAACUUUGCUCUGCUAUUUCAGAAGAGUCACCACUUCAGAGCCCACUGGCCUUGUGACAUUCACAAGACAAAGCCUUAGUAAUUUUCCUAAAUGGGAAAGUUCUACUACCCAGCUGACACGGCUUCAUAUCACCUGUGUGGGGACCAUUGAGGAUCAGGGAUAUGGCAUGCUUCAGGUGGACUUUGCUAACAAGAUGGUUGGAGGAGGGGUAACAGGGUUGGGCCUGGUUCAAGAAGAGAUCCGCUUCCUCAUCAACCCAGAACUUAUUGUCUCCCGCCUCUUUACUGAAGUCUUGGACGACAAUGAGUGUCUUAUCAUUACAGGCACAGAGCAGUACAGUAAAUACUCUGGUUAUGCAGAAAGCUACAGAUGGAAGGACAACCACAAAGAUGACACACCAAGGGACGAUUGGCAAAGGAGAUGCACGGAGAUUGUGGCUUUGGAUGCACUCAAGUACAGGCAUUUCAUGGAGCAAUUUCAUCCUGACAAGAUCAAAAGGGAACUCAACAAGGCAUACUGCGGCUUUGUGCGGCCUGGCGUUGACACCCAGAACCUCUCUGCCAUUGCCACAGGAAACUGGGGCUGUGGAGCAUUUGGGGGAGAUACACGGCUCAAAGCCCUGUUGCAGAUAAUGGCAGCUGCAGAGGCCGGAAGAGACGUGGCUUAUUUCACCUUCGGUGACGCUGACCUUAUGAGAGACGUCCACGAUCUGCACACCUUCCUCUCAGACAGGCGCGUCACAGUGGGCAGACUGUAUGUCCUGCUGAAGAGGUACUUCAGUGUGGUGUGUAAAAACUGUCACAGUCAGAGGCCUGAUGUCAGUCUUUAUGGCUUCAUCUAUGAGCAGAUUAGUUCUGAUCCUGAUCCAGAUCAUGAUCGCAAUCCUGAUCCGAGCCCUGGCCCCAGCAGCAGCACCCGUCUGACCACUGCAGUUUCCUCCAGUCCUUCAGACUGCCAUUAAUACUGGCCUGUCAUAGGCUCACAUACCUCUUGUCUUUUCUUAUUUAGCAAGAAAUCUUUUUGGGUAAUUGUUUUCUGAUUAUAUGGAAGUAAUGUAUGCCUUUUUUCAGCUGGUAUGUUUCAAGUCAUAAUAUACUAUAUAUAGGGCCUGAGAAUAUAGCAAUAGUUAUCCUGGUUGCUGGGUUUCUUGCAUUCCCUCAUUUAUUACAGACACCUGUGGCCAAAUUUACUGCAUGGUCUUGAAUUGUUCAGUAUGUAGUUUGAGUGACUAAGACAUUAGUUUUGAUUGACUGAAUAUUAGCAGGGCACUAACAGAUUCGGUACCAUAUAGAUCCAUGUAAUACUAUAUGCAUGAGACUAAAUACACACUGAUUUUCCUUAUCACACCUGAUUAUGAAAAUGUAUCGAUCUGAAUCAUCUUUUUGCCAUAUUGGGAUGGGAAAUGUAUUAUUGUAAUUCUGUUUUCAAAAUUAAACUCCAUGUUAAGGCAAA
This is a messenger RNA of Electrophorus electricus (electric eel), 3724 nucleotides long. RefSeq names its product poly (ADP-ribose) glycohydrolase a (gene parga). The record is from RefSeq and is a predicted model, not a curated record. Gene Ontology annotation, biological process: ATP generation from poly-ADP-D-ribose; nucleotide-sugar metabolic process; carbohydrate metabolic process. Gene Ontology annotation, cellular component: nucleus; cytoplasm. NCBI's taxonomy places the organism in Eukaryota, Metazoa, Chordata, Actinopteri, Gymnotiformes, Gymnotidae. Gene Ontology annotation, molecular function: poly(ADP-ribose) glycohydrolase activity.